AUGCUGUCGGAUUGAGCGCUACGUCAGCAGUGAGGCAGCAACAUGGCGGUGUGCAUUGCUCGACUGUUAACAGUAAGUUUUCUUACAGCUGUUAUAUUUCACCGCAGCCUCGCCGACGUCUCCGCGGGAGGCUCGGCUUCGGAGGAGCCUCCUCACCGCCGCUUCGAGUACAAAUACAGCUUCAAAGGACCGCACUUGUCUCAGUCCGACGGCAGUAUUCCGUUCUGGAUCCACAGUGGAAAUGCUAUUCCAAGUGCAGACCAGGUCCGCAUUACCCCAUCGCUCAGGAGUCAGAGGGGGUCUGUGUGGACGAAAAACAAAGUUAACUUUGAGAACUGGGAGGCUGAGGUGACCUUCAGGGUGUCUGGAAGAGGCAGGAUGGGAGCAGACGGUUUGGCAGUGUGGUUCACCACCGAGCAAGGCCUUGACGGCCCCGUCUACGGUGCUGCUGACAGGUGGAACGGAGUUGGCAUCUUCUUUGACUCCUUUGACAACGAUGGAAAGAAAAAUAACCCGGCCAUACUGGUCGUCGGGAACAAUGGCAACCUUGUUUAUGACCAUCAAAACGAUGGCACAACGCAGGCCCUUGGAACGUGUUUAAGAGAUUUCCGCAACAAACCGUAUCCAAUCAGAGCCAAAUUAACAUACUACAGAAAGACACUGACGGUUCUGAUCAACAAUGGAUUCACUCCAGACAAAGAGGACUAUGAAUUCUGCACGAAAGUGGAAAACAUGAUCAUUCCGACAGAAGGCUUCUUUGGCAUCUCAGCUGCCACUGGAGGUUUAGCAGAUGACCAUGAUGUUUUGUCGUUCUUGUUGUUCAGACUCACAGAGCCAGGCCAAGAACCGCCCUCGGUUGAUUCUGAGAUCCCCAAAGAAGAAAAAGACAAAUACCAGGAGGAAUUUCAGAAUUUCCAGCAAGAGCUCGAUAAAAAGAAAGAGGAGUUUCAAAAGGAGCACCCUAAUGUCCAAGGAGAACCAGUUGACGAUUUUUAUGAAAGCGUGAAUGACCGCGAGAUCCGCCAGGUGUUUGAGGGCCAGAACCGGAUCCAUCUGGAAAUCAAGCAGAUAAACCGACAGCUGGCUAUGAUUCUGGAUGAGCAGCGACGCUACCUUUCAGUUGUUACAGAGGAGAUUUCCAAAAAGGGGACAAGUACCGGAUCAGGACUGCCCGAUUCUGCGAGUCAGCAGCUGACUUCAGUCAUAUCUACGCAGCAGGAGCUUCUUAGAAACCUCAAUGAACUGAAAACCUCGUUCCAUGAGUCUCUGAAGCAGAUCAGCUCAGUCCAGCACCAGGGUAAUGCAGGCGGCGCGGGGGCGUAUGAAACCAUUCAGCACUUCAACGACAUUAAGGAGAAUCUUCACACGGUGAAGAGGGACGUGGAGCACUUGGUGCAACGGAACGUUCAGAAUCCAGCUGAUAAGGUUGUAAAAUGCCCUGAGAUGCCGCCCAUGCCUUCCUGCUUAUCGACUGUUCAUUUUGCAAUAUUUGUUGUCAUCCAGACGGUCUUAUUCUUCUGCUACAUCAUGUACAAAAGUCAACAGGAAGCAGCAGCUAAGAAGUUCUUUUGAUGACGUUGCUUUAUAGAACAACCGUGUGCAUGAGGGAAUGUCUGUUUUGUUUUUUGUUCAAUCAUUUUCAGAUUGUAAAUUAUUGUACCUGGAAAAAAUGCUUUUGUGGAAAUAGGCUUUUUUUUUAUAAUUGUUAGAAAAUGUUUAAUUUGGUCAGACAAUUAUGUGUGAAAGGCGGUGAGACUUUCCAGCAUGUUGUGCCAUGUUCCUUACAGUAUUUCUGUUCAGUCAGACUCUUGAAUUUUGUUUUCUCAAAUGUGAGAUCUGCCUUGGACGGUUCCAUAAAACCAAACCAACGGUAAAACAAGGGAAGAGAAAACCCCUGUUGAAAAAUGUACAAUGUGUUUAUUUUCUUAUAAAAUGCUACAGACUCAGUGACCCAUACAUGAUCCGAUUCGGUUUUUCUCCUCUGGUCGAGUUAAAAUAAUUUAACUUCCAGAAUCUGAUGUCAUCUGCCUGAACACUUUACAUAAACAGUUAACACCAAU
Molecule: messenger RNA, 2060 nt
Organism: Cyprinodon tularosa
Lineage: Eukaryota; Metazoa; Chordata; Actinopteri; Cyprinodontiformes; Cyprinodontidae
Gene: lman1
Product: lectin, mannose-binding, 1
Exons: 13
Coding region: 43-1572 (509 amino acids)
Biological process (GO): Golgi organization; endoplasmic reticulum to Golgi vesicle-mediated transport; endoplasmic reticulum organization
Cellular component (GO): endoplasmic reticulum membrane; COPII-coated ER to Golgi transport vesicle; Golgi membrane
Molecular function (GO): D-mannose binding
Source: RefSeq, a predicted model, not a curated record